Molecule: messenger RNA, 6576 nt
Organism: Gallus gallus (chicken)
Lineage: Eukaryota; Metazoa; Chordata; Aves; Galliformes; Phasianidae
Gene: TNPO3
Product: transportin 3
Exons: 24
Coding region: 3864-6437 (857 amino acids)
Biological process (GO): protein import into nucleus
Cellular component (GO): cytoplasm; nuclear membrane
Source: RefSeq, a predicted model, not a curated record
GGGAGGGAGGAAGGGAGUUGGGGAGGAGGGAAAGUUUUGUGAGGGGAAAGUUGGGGUUGGGAGGAGGGAAGUUCGGUGUGGGAGGGGGAAGAGUGGGGUUUCUGAGGGGAAAAAGUGGAUUUUGUGAGGGGAAAAGUUCUGUUCGUGUGGGGAAAGUGGGUUUUGUGAGGGGAAAGUUGGGUUUGGGAGGAGUAAAGCUCAGUUCGUGAAGGAAAAGUGGGUUUUGUGAGGGGAAAAGUGGAUUUUGUGAGGGCAAAUUUGGGUUUAAGGGGAGAAAAGUGGAUUUUGUGAGGGGAAAAGUGGAUUUUGUUAGGGGAAAGUGGGGUUUGGGAGUAGAAGAGUUCAGUUCACAAAGGAAAAGUGGGUUUUGUGAGGGAGAAAGUAAGGGAGAAAGUUUUGUGAGGGGAAAAGUUGGCUUUGGGAGGAGAAAAGUUCGGUUCAUGAAGUGGGUUUUGUGAGGGAGAAAGUUGGUUUUGUGAGGAAAAAGUUGGUUUUGUGAGGGAAAAGUUGGUUUUGUGAGGGAGAAAGUUGGUUUUGUGAGGGGAAAAUUGGAUUUGGGAGGAGAAAAGUGAAUUUUGUGAGGGGAAAAGUUGUUUUUUUUGUGGUGAAAGUUGCAAUUGGGAAUGGAAAAUCUGGAUUUUGUGAGGGGAAAGUUGAGUUUGGGAGAAGAAAAGUUCUGUGUGGAAGGAGAAAAGUUGGGUUUUAUGAGGGAAAGUUGUGUUUGAGGGGGAAAAAGUGGAUUUUAUUAGGGGAGAGUUGGGUUUGGGAGGAGAAGAGUUCAGUGCAUGGAGGAAAAGUGGGUUUUGUGAGGGAGAAAGUUGGACUUGUGAGGGCAAAAUUAGGUUUGGGGGGAGAAAAGUGGGUUUUGUGAGGGGAAAAGUGAGUUCUGUGAGUGAAACAUCAUUUUGAGGAGAAAAAGUGAAAUUUAGGGAGAAAAAGUUGAGUUUGUGAAGAGAAAGUUGGGUUUGGGAGGGAAAAAGUGGGUUUUGUGGGGGGAAAGUUGGGUUUGGAAGGGAGGAAGUGGGUUUUGUGAGGGGAAAGUUGGGUUUUGUGAGGAAGAAAGUGGAUUUUGUGGAGGGAAGAUUGUGUUUUGUGGGAAGAAAAAGUUGGUUUUGUGAGGGAAAUAAUGGAUUUUGAGGAGAAAAAGUGAGAUUUAGGGAGGAAAAGUGAGUUUUGUGGGAGAAAAGUUGGGUUUGUUAGAAAAGAAAGUUUUUUGUGCAGGGAAAGUUGGGUUUAGGAGAAGAAAAGUGGCUUUUGUGGGGGAAAAGGUGGGUUUUGUGAGAAUAAAAAGUGAGAUUUGGGGAGGAGAAGUUGGGUUUGUGAGGAGAAAAAGUGUGUUUUAGGGAGGGAAAAGUUGAGUUUGUGAGGGAAAAGUCUGGUGUUGAGGAGAAAAAAAGAUUUACGGAGGAAAAGUUGGGUUUUGUGAGGGAAAAGUAUGGUUUUAAGGAGAAAAAGUGAGUUUUGGGGAGGAAAAGUGGGUUUUGUUGGGAAGAAAAGGUGUUUUCAUGAGAGGAAAAGUGAGUUUUGUGAGAGAAAACUUGGGUUUGUUGGAAGAAAAAGCUUUUCGUGAGGGGAAAGUUGUGUUUGGGAGGAGAAGAGUGGGUUUUGUGAGGGAGAAAGGGUUUUUUUGAAGGGAAAGUUGGGGUUUGUGAGAGAGAAAGUGGGUUUUGUGAGGGGAAAAAGAAGGUUUUGUGAGGGAAACAUCAGAUUUUGAGGAGAGAAAAUGAGAUUUAGGGAGGGUAGGGGCUUUGUGAGGAGAAAGUUGGGUUUGGGAAUGAGAAGGUGGGGUUUGUGAGGGAAAUGUUGGAUUUAGAGGAGAAAAGGUGAGAUUUGAGGAGGAAAACUGAGUUUUGUGAGGGGAAAGUGGGGUUUGUGAGGGAAAGGGUGAGUUUUAGGGAGGGAAAAGUUGAAUUUGUGAGGGAAAAGUCAGGUUUUGAAGAGAACAAAGAGAUUUGGGGGAGGAAAAGUUGGGUUUUGUGCAGGAAAAGUUGGGUUUUGUGCAGGAAAAGUGAGUUUUGGGGAGGGAAAAGUGAGUGAAAAGUUGGGGUUGUAAGGGAAAAGUGGGGGAAGAGUGGGUUUGUGAGGGAAAAGGGGUUGUGUGAGGAGGAAAAGUGAGUUUUAGGGAUGGACAGCUGAGUUUUUGGGAAGGAAAAAUUGGUUUCUGAGGAGAAAAAGUGAAUUUUGGGGGGGAAGAGGUACUUUUCUGAGGUAAAAAGUUGGUAUUUUGGGGAGAAAAUGUAGUUUCAGGAAGAGAAAGUUGCUUUUUUGGCAAUGGAAGGGGAUUUUCUGAGGAAAAAAAUAGAUGGGAGGAAGAAAAACAUGGGUUUAUUGAGGGGAAAAGUUGUUUUCUGAGGGGAAAAAAGUGGUUUUAGGGAGGGAAAGUUAUUUUUUGAGGGGGAAAAAGGGUUGUUUUUAGGAGGAAAAUAAUUAGUUUGGGGAAGGAAAGUUUGUUUAUUUUGGGGAAAAAAACAUUUUGAGAGGGGAAAGUGAGUUUUUUGAGGAGAAAGAAGCUGUUUUUUGAGGAAAAAAAACCCAAGUUUUAAGGAGGAAGGUUGCCUUUUUGGGGAGGAAGUGUUCAUUUUUGGAAGGGAAAGUUGGUUUUUGAGGGUGAAAGUUGCUUUUUGGGGAAGGAAAGCUGGUUGUCUGAAGAAAGAAGUUAGCUUCCGGAGGGAAAGCUGUCUCUCUGGGAAGGAAAGUUGUAUUUUGAGGCAAAAAAAAAGAUGAGUUUGUGGGAAGAAGAGUUGCUGUUUGAGGGGGAAAAUGUCAGUUUUUGAAUGGAAGCUGCUUUUUGAGGGAGAAAGUUGCUUUUGGGGCAGUUACGAUCUGAGAACGUUACUAUUAUGGAGGGCACUUGUCCCCAAAUGUCCCUCAUUGUGCCCAAGUGUACCUGGUGUACCAUGUGGUCUCAAGUGUCCCCGGCCUCCCCGCUACCUCCCGUUGUCCCACGUUGUCCCCAGCAUCCUUGAGUGUCCCCAGGCGUCCCUGUCUGAAGCAGAGUGACCACCAUCCAAGCUGCAGUGUCACCACAUGGCCACUACAGGGACACUCAGGCGGCUCCCAGCCCACUGCCCGCUCCAUGGGGCAGCCACCACGUGUGCCACCAAGGUGUCCCCAACCCUCCCACAGCACCAAGGGGCAGGACUGGUGUCCCAUAGGGCCACCCAUGACCUCCACGUGUCCCAUAGGGCCACCCAUCAUCUCCAUGUGUCCUCCAUCACACCCAUAGGGCCACACAUGAGGAUGGGGGUAUGGAUAGGGAUGGGAAUGGAACAGGGACAGUGGCAGUGAUAGCAGCUACAUGGAAUAAAAUAUAGGGGGCGGGGCCUAUGCUUAAGGGGCGUGGUCUAACUCAGGGGGCGUGGCCUGGGAGCACGCCCUGGUGCAUUCGCUGAUGGGUGGGGGCGGGGAAAUGGGCGUGGUUUGGGGUGGGGGCGUGGCCGCGGGGUUCCAGUGAUGAAUGUAGGCGGUGGCAGCAGCGGAGCUUUAUUGUAUUAGUGGGGACACGCGCGGGGCUCCCGCCGGGCUCAGUCUUCAGGGCUCUUCGGGGCUCCCAUGGGCACCGCCGCACCGUUCCUGUUCCCUUCCAAUGCUGCAGGGUCCUGGGCUGUAACCACAGGGAGAUGGGCACCGCUUCCAACAUCGACACACCACUACUACCACGAUGGCCACGGCCACGAAAGCAGCAGUGAAGGCACACACCAACACCACCGUAUCCGGCGCUGAUGUUUCAGGGACUCCUACAAUGUGACCCCAAAUGAGGGGGACAGUGUGACCACAUCCCAAAGGUGCACGCCUGGGAGAUCUCAGACCAGCUCCUGCAGAUCCGGCAGGAUGUGGAGUCGUGCUACUUCGCAGCACAGACGAUGAAGAUGAAGAUCCAGACCUCAUUCUAUGAGCUCCCCACCGACUCGCACGCGUCCCUGCGUGAUUCUUUGCUGUCCCACAUCCAGAACUUGAAGGACCUCUCACCGGUCAUCGUCACCCAGCUCGCUUUAGCAAUAGCAGACCUCGCCCUGCAGAUGGCUUCUUGGAAGGGCUGCGUGCAGACGCUGGUUGAAAAGUACAGCAAUGAUGUCACCUCACUGCCCUUCCUGCUGGAAAUCCUCACGGUGCUGCCUGAGGAGGUGCACAGCCGCUCGCUGCGCAUCGGGGCCAACCGCCGCACCGAGAUCAUCGAGGACUUGGCCUACUACUCCAGCACUGUUGUCUCACUGCUGAUGACGUGUGUGGAGAAAGCAGGCAACGAUGAGAAGAUGCUCAUCAAAAUCUUCCGGUGCCUGGGGAGCUGGUUCAACCUCGGGGUCCUGGACAGCACCUUCAUGGCCAACAGCAAGCUGCUGUCACUCCUUUUUGAGGUGCUGCAACAAGACAAGACCUCCUCCAACCUGCAUGAGGCCGCCUCAGACUGCGUCUGCUCAGCGCUCUACGCCAUUGAGAAUGUGGAGACCAACUUGCCCCUGGCCCUGCAGCUCUUCCAGGGGGUCCUUACCCUCGAGAGUGCCUACCACAUGGCCGUGGCACGGGAGGACCUGGACAAGGUGCUCAACUACUGCCGUGUGUUCACCGAGCUCUGUGAGACCUUCCUGGACAAGAUCGUCUGCACGCCGGGCCAGGGGCUGGGCGACCUGCGGACGCUGGAGCUGCUGCUGAUCUGUGCAGGGCACCCACAGUAUGAGGUGGUCGAAAUCUCCUUUAACUUCUGGUACCGCCUGGGGGAGCACCUGUACAAGACAGAGGACGCCGUCAUCCAUAGCAUCUUCAAAGCCUACAUCCAACGCCUGCUGCACGCGCUGGCCCGGCACUGCCAGCUCGACUCAGACCACGAGGGUGUCCCAGAGGAGACGGACGACUUCGGUGAGUUCCGGAUGCGUGUCUCAGACCUGGUCAAGGACCUCAUCUUCCUAGUGGGCUCAGUGGAGUGCUUCGCGCAGCUCUAUGCAACGCUGAAGGAUGGCAAUCCACCCUGGGAGGUGACGGAGGCUGUCCUCUUCAUCAUGGCCUCCAUCGCCAAGAGCGUUGACCAGGAGAACAACCCGACGCUGGUGGAGGUUCUGGAGGGAGUGGUGCGGCUCCCUGAGACGGUGCACACGGCUGUGCGCUACACCAGCAUCGAGCUGGUGGGCGAGAUGAGCGAGGUGGUGGACAGGAACCCACAGUUCCUGGACCCUGUGCUGGGCUACCUGAUGAAGGGGCUGUGUGACCGGCGGUUGGCUUCGGCUGCAGCCAAGGCCAUCCACAACAUCUGCUCGGUGUGCCGCGACCACAUGGCGCAGCACUUCACCGGGCUGCUGGAGAUCGCCCGCUCCCUUGACUCCUUCACACUGUCCCCGGAGGCUGCAGUUGGGCUCCUCAAGGGGACAGCGUUGGUCCUCGCCAGGCUGCCCCUGGAGAAGAUCGCUGAGUGCCUGAGCGAGCUGUGCGCCGUGCAAGUGCUCGCCCUGAAGAAGCUGCUCUCACAGGAGCCAAGCAACGGGCUCUCCUCCGACCCCACUGUGCCCCUGGAUCGCCUCGCAGUCAUCUUCAGGCACACCAACCCCAUCGUGGAGAACGGGCAGAUCCACCCGUGCCAAAAAGUCAUCCAGGAGAUCUGGCCCGUGCUGUCUGAGACCCUGAACAAGCACAGUGCCGAUAACCGCAUCGUGGAGCGCUGCUGCCGCUGCCUGCGCUUCGCCGUGCGCUGUGUGGGGAAGGGCUCUGCUGCACUGCUGCAGCCCCUGGUCACACAGAUGGUGAGCGUGUACCGGGCACACCAGCACUCGUGCUUCCUGUACCUGGGCAGCAUCCUGGUGGACGAGUAUGGGAUGGAGGAGGGCUGCCGGCAGGGGCUGCUCGACAUGCUGCAGGCUCUCUGCAUCCCCACCUUCCAGCUCCUCGAGCAGCCCAGUGGCCUCCAGAACCAUCCCGACACUGUGGAUGACCUUUUCCGCCUCGCAGCCAGGUUCAUCCAGCGCAGCCCGGUGACGCUGCUACGCAGCCAGGUGAUGAUCCCCAUCCUGCAAUGGGCCAUCGCUGCCACCACGCUGGACCACCGCGACGCCAACUGCAGCGUCAUGAAGUUCCUGCGUGACCUCGUGCACACCGGGGUGGCCAACGACCACGAGGAGGACUUUGAGCUGCGCACGGAGCUGAUCGCGCAGGUGCUGAGGCAGUUGGGGCAGCAGCUCGUCUCGCAGCUCCUGCACACCUGCUGCUUCUGCCUGCCACCCUACACACUGCCUGACGUGGCCGAGGUGCUCUGGGAGAUCAUGCAGAGUGACCGUGCGACCUUCUGUCGGUGGCUGGAGAACUCCCUGAAGGCGCUGCCAAAGGAGACGACAGGGGGGGCCAUCCAGGUGACGCACAAGCAGCUGACGGAUUUCCACAAGCAGGUGACGAGUGCCGAGGAAUGUAAGCAGGUCUGCUGGGCUCUGCGGGACUUCACACGCCUAUUCCGAUAGCCUGCGCCCUGCACCCGGCAUGGCGCCUGCCUCCCAGAAGACAGAAACGAAGCCACCAUGAUUGGUCCGACAGCCGUCACCGGGGGCCGCACUCACUCAGCACCAGAGGAGCGUGCGUCCCAACACUGCGACCCCCCCC